Molecule: messenger RNA, 3663 nt
Organism: Kwoniella shivajii
Lineage: Eukaryota; Fungi; Basidiomycota; Tremellomycetes; Tremellales; Cryptococcaceae
Exons: 7
Coding region: 1-3663 (1220 amino acids)
Cellular component (GO): cytosol
Molecular function (GO): protein binding
Source: RefSeq, a predicted model, not a curated record
AUGUCAAUUCACUUCGCUCCUCAAUGGGUUAAACCUAUCAAACCAUCAGGUACAUCAUUGACUCCAACCACCGAACAUCCAUCCGGUAUAUCAUCGAAAAAUUCCACUACGCAUUCGAGCUCGAAUUCGAUUUCUCACACCGCGGCAGCAGGAUCUAACAAUAUACCUUUCCCAGCAUUGUCCCAACGUGCCGCUUCUCCAACUACUGCAACCGCUCAAAAUCCACCUUUGAGUUAUUCAAGAGUUACGCAUACACCUUUAUCACCUAGCUUCCCACCUGACGCAAGUUAUUUCCCUUAUCAAGAACCGAAUGGUAUUCAAGAGAAUGGAACUGCUCAUCCUUUUAGGUAUAGUAGAGAACAAAUCUUGGCUCUCUUUGAUGAGAGCAAAUUCAAAGAAAGACCUAUUGAAUUAGUGGAAAUGGCAGAGGGUGGUGGCGUGCUAGUCAGUAAAGCUGUGAAUAGACCUGUGGGAUUGAGGGAUCAUACUGAGAUAGAGAAGAAGCUCCUCUCUACUUCGAUUCACCCCCCCGCACCCUCUCGUCGUCAAGCUACUCACGCCAAUGUCUCGACCCCUAAUCCUGUAGAGCCACCUACUCCCAACGGUCUUCCAUCUCGUCGAGCAGGUGGAUUCGCCCGUGGUGAGGGCGGAGCGUUUGGCGGUGGACUGGGUGGUAAGAUUGGGACCAUCGGUGGAGGUCUGAUGAGUCCUGGUGGGUUGGAUAGUAAAGCUCCUGGUGCUCUAGGUGGUGGAUUUGGAGGAGUAGCCAAGAGAUUGGGUAGAGUGAGAGGUGAAACUGCUGAAGCAGGUGCAGAUGGUCCUCGAUCUACAGUGCCCAAUUGGAGACCUGCUCGUACUGCUUCUGGAAGCUUUGAAGGCGUUUUAGGAUUUGGCAGUACUCCCACUACUGCAUUAUCCUCUGCUGCACCCCUUUCACCCAGCGUGGACGUACAGACAGAGAACAACGAUGCCAAGAACAGGAAUGGUGAAGUGCAAAAGGAGAAGCCAGAUGAAGAGAAGAAGGAAGAGGAUCUUGGCAAAUUCGGUAAAGGUGGUGGACCAGGUUGGGGAACAGGUCAGAAGAAAUGGAGAAUUGCAGCGGGUCUAUCGGCUCGAGGAGAUGGCGAGAAGACUCUCGACCUUCCCAUCGCCGACGAACCCAGUUCAGCAUCUGUAAUUGCCACUCCCUCAGCGACUCCGAUUCCAGAACGUGAUGCUACUCUGCUUGAGUCCAUUUCCGCUCCAGCCGUACCUCAUCUUGCAAAUGGUACACAUGAACAGGCUCAGGCGGCUGGUCUGCCUCAGAACGAAGAGAAGCAGGAUUUGGGAGCAGUCGAGUGGUUUUACCGCGAUCCAAAUGGUCAAGAGCAAGGUCCAUUCACCGGCACUCAGAUGCACGAUUGGUACUCCCACUCUUACUUCACCGAUGACUUGCCUCUUCGACGAGCUCUGGAAAACACCUUCCGUCCUCUCUCCGAACUCAAAACCGCUACCGGGAAUGCCGUUCAACCCUUUUUAUCUCCUGUCAGACCUCGUCAAGCUCCUCCCAACCUUCCCAUCCCUGUUGCGGCACUCCAGCAACAAGCUCUUAACGGACAUAAUGUUCCCCUACCCGACUCAUUCCGGAAUCUUGGUAUCUCCUCCCCUAUAACUGCUGACCCACGAAUCAGUCCCCAACCACCUCUUCAACCUACACCUCAACAGUUCAACCAAGGUUUCCUUCCUGAUCCAGCGGCGUUCUCUCCUAAUGCUUAUGGACCAGGACAUAACGGUGUUCUCGGUUCUCCCGCUGCUUUCGGUCCUGCCCCAGGUCAAGGUGGUUGGGCUAUGGCUCCAGGGGCUCCCGGUACUCCUGGCGCUCCUGGUCCCCGACUGAAUGGUCCAUUUGGUUCCAUAGGUAUGCCAUCACCUAUUGGAUCUGCCCCUCUUCCUUUCAUGGUACAACCGCAUAUGCAACAAUUUUUCCCUUCUCAAAUGCCUCAAAUCGGUAGUCCCGUUCGAAGCGGAGACAUGUUUUCUCCGUCAAUCGGUGUAGGUGCUAUCCCCACUUCUCCAUGGGGCAUGCCUCAACCCCAUCAACAACAGCCUCAACACCCCUCUGCCUACGCUCCCCAGAUACCCCAACAACAAGCUUGGUCAAAUGAGCAGCAACAACCCAACCCUGUCAUCGAACAAGCCGUCGCGGAAGCCCUGUCACCUGUAGAAGUAUCAAAUGGUGUACCUGCUGAAGCUGCUCAACCCAUCCAGGCUGACGAGAAACCGGUCGAGAAUGAAGCUGCUCCGGUAGAAGCGGUGGAAGAGCAAAUUGCUGAAACACCUGAAGAGGAGGCAUCUCCUGCCCCUCAGACUGAGCAUCAAGCAUCUGUCUCAUCAAAGGCACCUGCUUCGGUCUGGGGUCAAACCCCUUCUCGCCAAUCAACAACGGCUUCCCCUGCUCCUUCUUCACCAUCCUCCGCUGCUCCUACUCCUGCUCCUACCUCCAAACUACCUCCUGCACCAGCCUCACUCCCUGCCAAACCCGCGGCUCCUGCCAAGCAACCUUCGACUACGGAAGUCUUCGCUCCCAAGACCGUCGCUCCUGGAACUCCAGGUCCUACCACUGGUGCCAUUUCAGGUGAAAAAACAUCAGCCGCUCCUAAACCUGCUCCAUGGGCUAUCAAAGAUGAGAAAGACGUAAAAGCUCUAUCAUCACCUUCCCUUCGAGAUAUUCAAGAAGCAGAAUCUAAACAUGCCGAAGCUCGAAGAGUUGCAUUGGCAGAGGCUAGAGCUGCCUCGGCAUCACCCGCACUCACACCUUCAGCUUCGACGGAUGAUUUCCCUACUUCAAUGGCAUGGGGAUUACCUUCUUCUAAACCUUCAUUACCUACUCCCGCGCCCUCGACACCUACGGCACCCGCCUGGGGUGGAGGUGAUAUUGCCCCUAAAAGAACAUUGAAACAGAUUCAAGAGGAGGAAGAGAAAAGAAAAGCAAAAGCUGCUCAAGCUGCUAGAAUCGCUCAAGGUGUCACUGGACUACCCUCUGCUGCCGGUGCCGUGCCCAGUAGUCAAAAGAGAGGUUAUGCUGAUUUAGCUGCCAACGCUGCUACCUCGACUCCUCCUGCAGGAUGGACAACAGUAGGAGCAAGUGGUAAAUCCGCUUCUACACCUGUCACUUCAACAGCUGCCAGAUCAGUUUCUACCCCUGUGGCCAAACCUGCCACUCCAGUCAAAUCAAUCGUACCCUCCCAAAGUGCAGCUUCCAUCGUUGGUACACCUAAAAAAGUGAAUGGUACUUCUACUUCUGAAGAAACUAAUGCGCCAAGUGUCGAGUUCAUCAGAUGGGUCAAAGGUGCUUUGAUCGGAUACAAAGGUGAUGUCGACGACUUUAUUAACAAUUUCCUACUCACCUUCCCUAUUGAUUUACCACAAUCAUCCCGAUCCGAGACUCUGGAAAUCAUCUCCGAUUCAGUUUACGCCAACUCAUCCACACUUGAUGGAAGAAGGUUCGCCCAAGAAUUCAUUACGAAACGAAAGCAAGAUUCAACGAGACCAAUAGCACAAAAAGGAGGAUCGACAAUUGUGAAAAUAACUUCAUUGGCUGAUGUAGUUAAAACUCAACCACAAAAGAAGAAUGACGAUCUAGGUUUCAAAAUCGUUAAAGGUAAAGGCAAGAAGAAGAAUUAG